Molecule: messenger RNA, 2659 nt
Organism: Limulus polyphemus (Atlantic horseshoe crab)
Lineage: Eukaryota; Metazoa; Arthropoda; Merostomata; Xiphosura; Limulidae
Product: immunoglobulin domain-containing protein oig-4-like
Exons: 4
Coding region: 154-630 (158 amino acids)
Biological process (GO): axon guidance; homophilic cell-cell adhesion; dendrite self-avoidance
Cellular component (GO): axon; plasma membrane
Molecular function (GO): cell-cell adhesion mediator activity
Source: RefSeq, a predicted model, not a curated record
CCGUGCGUGCAAAGAAUCCAUAAUAUCACAAGUUGUGCUAUUUAUGUGGAGUUGAAUUUUCCUCGCUUUCAUUUCUCUGGGCAUUCUUCGGUCGUAAGGACAUUCUUAAAGUUGACAACAACUUCGACAACAUAUAGCGAGGGCAAUUCCACAAUGAACAUCAGACUUCUGUGUUUUUUGCUUCUGAUGGUGGUUGUGACAGUUGACUCCGCUAGACUUAGGGGAGGACGAAGAGGGAGAGGAAGAAAGAAAGGGCGCGCAGGUUCCCCAAGAUUCAUAUUCUACACUUCACCUGGUCGUCGGGAAUACUAUGACAAUCCCAACGGAGCUCGAAUCUUGAAAUCGUCUCACUUUGACUACGAGUUUUAUUUAGGUCACAAAAUCGUUUUUAUUUGCGUAGCCAAGGGAGACCCGCGUCCUCAAAUUACAUGGUUUAAAGACGGAGUGGAACUAUUUUCUCAUCCUUACUUUCAGAUAUCUGAGUGGCAGCAUGGGGAAACCAAGCUGAAAAGUAAACUGGAGAUCACACCGGCAACACAGAUGGAUUCUGGGACAUAUGAAUGUCAGGCUAAUAACAAAUAUGCUGUGGAUAGACGUGUUUUUAAGGCUGACUUUGGGGCCAACAGCUAAUGCCAGAGUAAUCCUAUUAGCCUCGUUACAGUUAAGUCUCAAGUUACUAAAGGCAGCGAAGAAACGCGGAAUAUCGAUUUCACUCGAAAUUAUUAAAUUUUUUCUGUAAGUUUAAUUAUUCUUCACUCACAAAUGAAAACCAAACAUCACUUAUGCAAACACCCAUAAAGGUACCCGUAAAUUAAAAAAGAAGAGUUUUAGAAUCUCAGAAACUUUUGUAAUAUGAAGACUAAAAAUCUCCACUAGUAAGCUCAGUUCUAGAGGUAUCAUGAUAAAGUAAUAACGAUAGUUAAGUAGACAGAUUUAGCGGCAAUUCAUGGCUAGUAGUAUAGUAUAUGUUAUAAUGAAAUUAUAAUAUGGAAAUAUAUGAUGAAAUUUAAAUACAAAUAUUUAGAAUUGUUAUAUCUUAAAAACUACCCAUUUAAGGUAACUAAAAUUUACAACAGGUAAAUUGAAAAUCAUAAGAUUAAUUUGAAAAGGGUGUUUCAAAAACUAUUACACCAUAUCAAUCCUUUUACAAACAUCAUCCUUUCUGAAAAGUUUCUCGAUAUUCGCUAUCUCAUUUCUAAUGGAUGUUGUCAAAUCCUCCAAAUUUCUUGAGCUAUUCCACCAUUUUAGCAAACCUCACAGCCAAUAAUUAUUUUACUGGUGCUAAGUCUUAGGAUCUUGCCGACCAGGAAUUGGGUGACCGUAUUUCUUUCUGGAAUUGUCUCUCGACCGAAGUAAAACGAUCGUACACUCUAAUGCGUAUUUUGUUCAUAUAACUAAUCUAGUAUUGUUGACAGAGAAAUAAAAUCAACAAUACUUUGAGAAAGAGAAAUUUAAUAGGGUUGAAAUACCCAGUACCACAAAUAAAACUUAUGAUUCUCAGUAUUCGUCCUGUAAAUUUCUAUUUCCCUAUAGGUAAUUAGUUUUUAACAUAUAAUAAUUAUAAGUAUGGGAGUUUCUUUCUAAUCACCUUGUACUUGUCAUUGUGAGAUCCGUCUGCAUUUAUAUUUUUCCAAUGUGCUAUUUUGUGAUUUAACAAACUCUUUACCUUAGCAUACUAGAAUUCAAAGUGUGUGAAAAAUUUAUUGUGAGAAUUUAAACCAUCAGCUUAUCUUUCUAGGUAUCUUAGUAGAAAUCAUCGAAUUUCAUUAAUAAUUCUAACUAGUUGCUUUAGUGUCUUCAUGGUAUCGUGAUAACGUAGUUAUAUGAUUAUGAAAAAGUAUCCCGAUAAUCUGUUUUUGAUUUCAAUGUUACGGUUAAGGGUACUGUCUCUUUUAUGUUUUUGUUUAUAUUUCUUAGUUUUUGGUAUUUUAUCAAAAGUAAUAUAACUAUAGAUAUGAUACCUAUCUCUUUUAAGUGUUUAGCACUCUAUUGAAUAUCUAAUAAAAUAUUAUAUUGUAUACUGAAGUAUCGGAAAUUUGUUUCUGUUGCGAGACAUUAUCCUCAAGUCGUAGCUAGUUCAUAACACAUUAAAGGAUAUUUUUAGGCGUAGAAGUAUAUAUACAUACAUACAUACAUAUCUAAUUGUAUGGGUAUGUAUGACCUCCGUGCUUUGUUGCCAAACAAUAAAACUUGAAAAGUUUGCUGUAUAAGGAAAUGAAAGAAAACAUAUCCUUUAUGAAUUUCUGUUCUCAUUAUCAUUAAGAUACUUUCUUAUUGAAGUAUUUCACGUGGUUAAUUAAAGCAUUGAAUAGCAUCUUUUCUUGACCUUUGAUUAAUGCACAUUCACGGUAAAUGUUAACUUUCAAUAGUUAAUCUGCAUUUAAACAAAUAAAUUUAAUCAGAUUUAAAAUUAACCCGUUAUAAAUCUGCUUUUCAAGUUAGUACACUUUAAUAUAAAAAGAACCUUAAUCAACCAAUAAGUGUAAUAUAUUCACACUAUUUUUGGUUUUUAACAAAUCAUUAUUUGUUGCAACCAAAUAUAUCUGAUAAAUCAUUUGCCGGUAUAAAGCAUUUGUAAACAAAUUUACAAAACAGACAAUGAAAAGGUUUAAAAUUAAUUAGUAGUAAAAUAAACCUCAAGCAUAAUCAUAAGAAAAUU